AGGACAUUGAGCUCGCGCACGGUGGCGUCUCGACAAACGAUGACGCGUACUACAUGCAGAGACUCCACGACCAGCUCGAUGCGCAAGUACAAGCGUGGAAAGACGAAGCCGCAAAAGAAGCAGAGCGGGACAAGGCGACUGCGUCGCUGCCUCUGGAAGCGUCCAUUGACACAACCUUCGAGCCCGAGAGCAUGUGGCGGUCGACGCCGCCGACGCCGGAAGAAAUCUACCUCGACGACACAAGCAACGGUCUGUUUGACACGGAAGCCAUCUUGGACUUUACGGUGCUCGACGCGUGA
Molecule: messenger RNA, 299 nt
Organism: Saprolegnia parasitica CBS 223.65
Lineage: Eukaryota; Oomycota; Saprolegniomycetes; Saprolegniales; Saprolegniaceae
Exons: 2
Coding region: 54-299 (81 amino acids)
Source: RefSeq, a predicted model, not a curated record